GGUGCAUGGUGACCUUACAGAGUGUGCAUUACCUCACAGGUAAAUAUCAGCUGAUCCUCUGUGACAGCAGCAACAGCAAGAGCAGCAGGAGCAGGAGAAGCGAGCAACCCACAGAGCUUUUCUGGAGAAUGAUUGAAGACUGUGGGAAAAGAGGAACCACCAUGGCAGAAAGGAGACAGCUGUUUGCAGAAAUGCGGGCUCAAGAUCUGGAUCGCAUCCGUUUAUCCACCUACAGAACAGCAUGCAAGCUUAGAUUUGUACAGAAGAAAUGCAGCUUGCACUUAGUGGAUAUUUGGAAUGUAAUAGAAGCAUUGCGGGAAAAUUCAUUGAACAACCUGGAUCCGAACAUAGAACUGAAUGUGGCUCGGAUUGAAGCUGUCCUGUCCACAGUUUUUUACCAACUGAACAAACGCAUGCCAACUACCCACCAGAUCAACGUAGAGCAAUCCAUCAGCUUACUACUCAACUUCCUGCUGGCAGCUUUUGAUCCAGAAGGACAUGGAAAAAUGUCUGUCUUUGCUAUCAAAAUGGCCUUGGCAACGCUUUGUGGGGGAAAGAUCAUGGACAAAUUGAGAUAUAUUUUCUCAAUGAUUUCAGACACCAGUGGUGUAAUGGUUUAUGGUAAAUAUGACAUGUUUCUGCGAGAAGUCCUUAAACUACCCACGGCGGUCUUUGAAGGUCCUUCUUUUGGAUACACAGAGCAGUCAGCAAAAUCCUGUUUUUCUCAACAGAAAAAAGUCACACUGAAUGCUUUUUUGGACACUCUCAUGUCUGAUCCUCCACCGCAAUGCCUGGUCUGGUUACCACUUCUGCAUCGAUUGGCAAAUGUUGAGAAUGUCUUCCACCCUGUUGAGUGUUCCUACUGCCAUAGCGAGAGCAUGAUGGGAUUUCGCUAUCGAUGCCAGCAGUGUCACAAUUACCAGCUCUGUCAAGAUUGCUUCUGGAGGGGACAUGCCAGUGGUUCCCAUAGCAACCAGCACCAAAUGAAAGAAUACACGUCAUGGAAAUCACCUGCUAAGAAGCUAACUAAUGCACUUAGCAAGUCUUUAAGCUGUGCUUCCAGCCGUGAACCUUUGCACCCAAUGUUCCCUGACCAGCCUGAAAAACCACUAAACUUGGCUCAUAUUGUGCCUCCCAGACCAGUCACCAGCAUGAAUGACACAUUGUUCUCCCACUCUGUUCCCUCAGGAAGCCCUUUCACAAACAGAAGCUCUCCUUACAAGGAUAAUGAAGUAGAGCAGAACAAAUUGCUGGCUAGGGCUGCUCCAGCUUUUUUGAAAGGCAAAGGGUUACAGUAUAGCCUCGAUGUUGCAGACAGGCUGGCUGAUGAACAUGUUCUCAUUGGGUUGUAUGUCAACAUGCUCCAGAACAACCCCUCACGUUUGCUUGACAGCCCAAACCGUCUAGAUGAAGAGCACAGACUGAUCGCAAGGUAUGCAGCAAGACUGGCAGCCGAGACUACUUCAUCACAACUGCAACAGCAACCACAACAGAGAGGUGCUCCAGAUAUCUCAUUCUCUAUUGAUGCUAAUAAGCAACAAAGGCAGCUUAUUGCAGAACUUGAAAAUAAGAACAGAGAAAUCUUACAAGAGAUUCACAGGCUGCGACUUGAACAUGAGCAGGCGUCUCAACCCACUCCGGAGAAGGCAGCGCAGAAUCCUACUCUCCUGGCAGAACUUCGGCUCCUGAGGCAGAGGAAGGAUGAGCUUGAACAGAGGAUGUCGGCUCUUCAGGAAAGCCGGAGAGAACUCAUGGUUCAGUUAGAAGGCCUCAUGAAACUGCUAAAGGAAGAAGAAUUGAAGCAGGGAACCCAAGGGGCAGGCUCCCCACGCUCUUCUCCCAGCCACACUAUCAGCCGGCCUAUUCCUAUGCCCAUCAGAUCUGCAUCUGCCUGCUCGACUCCAGCCCACACACCUCAGGACUCUCUGACAGGCGUGGGAGGAGAUGUGCAGGAAGCCUUUGCGCAAGGUUCAAGAAGAAAUUUAAGGAAUGACUUGCUGGUAGCAGCAGAUUCAAUCACCAACACUAUGUCUUCUCUGGUGAAAGAACUGAACUCAGAAGUUGGAAGUGAGACAGAGAGUAAUGUGGAUUCUGAGUUUGGUCGGACUCAUUUUGAUGACCUUGUUCCAUCGCCAACUUCUGAAAAGGCUUUCCUUGCACAGAUUCAUGCCCGGAAGCCAGGAUACCUUCACAGUGCAGCUGCUUCUGGCACCAUCCGCAGUGAUAUAAGAUGGAGACCCUUACGUUAGAGCAGAUGAUGAGAACUAUGAAAAUGACUCUGUUCGCCAGCUAGAGCAUGAGCUCAAGAUGGAGGAAUAUUUGAAACAAAAGCUGCAGGAUGAAGCUUAUCAGGUAAAAAUAAAAUGAGAGCUCAGGAAAGUAUCUAGGUAAAAUUAGAAUCCACAAAUGACACUGUGCUGGAUUCUAUUUCAGCUGGAUCUCAAAUGUGUUCUCUGUAGAGCUGAGGUGUCAGAUUCCAACUAGUAUUAUAGUCAUUCAUGUUUCUAUGUGUGAGUAAUCAGGAAGUGCUGUAGGUAUUGAACUGAACAAGGCUGACAUUAACCUCAACAGGCUGUUAGUUGAUGCAUCACAAAUGCUAAUAGCAUUCUCUGUCAACAAUGUGCUUUGCCAACUGUUUUUACUGAUUUGCAAUACAGUAGACUGGUGCUUGGCUCACGUGUGCAUGUUUGGCACUUAUUAGCUGAAGAAUAGAGUGAAGAUUUGCAUGUGUAAAUGAGCCAUCACUGAUUUAAUCUCUGAAGGUUGCCCUUCCAUGUUAUCCAUCACCAGCUCAAAGAAUGUGCUCAACGGAGCAACGCAAUCAAGUUUUGAGUAAUGAAGUAAUGAGAAACGAAGUGAUGAUAUGCAUAUGGGAAACCAGCGCUAUAUGUUAUUUCAUUCAAAGAAAGUUAGGCUGUGGCCCUUCUGCAUUAAGGGAUUAUUAUCAUAAAAGUGAAUCUCAAGUGUCGUCAUGCAUACAUACAUACAUACAUACAUACAUACAUACAUACAAACAAAUGAAAAAAGGAUCAGCAGACAGUCCAGUCCUGGGGUCUAGGUAAACAUAUGUUCAAGUUACCAAAACAUCUAAGUAGCAGGUGUAUAUUCCUUGCAUAUCACUUCUCAUAGAAUAUAUCUCAUAGAAUCACAGAGUUGGAAGGGACCCUGAGGACCACCUAGUCCUACCCCUUGCACUGCUGGAAUAUGCAGCUGUCCUUUAAGGGAAUCAAACCUGCAACCUUGGCGUUGUUGGCACUAUGUUCUAACCAACUGACUGAUCCAACCUGUAAAAUGAUUGCCACUAUGCCAAAGCGGAGCUAGUUGGAAUCCUGUGCCCCUCCCAGCACUGUAAAAAAAUGCAGCCAUAGCAGUACGAAAGAGGCACUGUUGCCAUGGCCACUCCCCCACAGGGAAGAUGCCCUAUAUCAGUGGUAGAGCACUUGGUUUGCAUGCAGACAGUCCCAAGUUCAAUCCCUGGCAUAUCCAGGUACCGGUCAGUCCAAUGAUAAUAUUGAUCUCAAUGGACCAAUGGCCUGACUUUGUGUAAGGCUGCUGCUUAUGUUUCCUAUUUUCCCCUAGCAACUCUGUUGCUACCUACUAAUUAUAACAUCGCUCCCGACAUGGCUGUAACUAUGCAUCACAUAAAGCAAUUGCCAUGGAAUGAUAGCACAAAAACUGUGAUAGCAUCGCAUUAUGAGCACAUUGUCAGGAACAGGCCAUGCUGCAUCUUCCUGUGCAGCUGAUGCCAUAUCCCAGGGAUUACAAUGAAAGCAACCCAUCCUUGCCCUGACUCCUGGCAUAAGAUAUUUCAUAGAAAUCCUCUUGUUACCCACCAGGCAUAAUUCAAGGAAAGGAUGGUAUCAUAGGCUGCAGUCCUUGGCAUAGUUAGAUCCCUUGAAGAUAGUGUUCCAGGCACAUGUGAAACUAUGAAACUAAUGAAGCUUAAGAUUCAGGGCCCCUAAUCCCAGAGGGACCCCAGAAGAAGAAACUUUAGUUUGCAUUGUUUAAAAAUUGUGGGUCUAGUAGACUCAAUUUGAUUAAUUUUUUGUUGUACAUAUUUCAACAAUCCCAACGUUUGAGAGUCAGUAACAUGGAUGCUGUAAAGGUAUGGUGAUCUGUUGUGGAACAACCCCAUUGAAGAAGAUGACAGUACAGUGGUACAUCCGGUUACAGACACUUCAGGUUACAGACUCCGCUAACCCAGAAAUAGUACCUCGGGUUAAGAAUUUUUCUUCAGGAUGAGAACAGAAAUCGUGUGGCAGCGGGGUGGUGACAGUGGGAGGCCCCAUUAGCUAAAAUGGUACCUCAGGUUAAGAACAGCUUCAGGUUAAGACCAGACCUCCAGAACGAAUUAAGUUCUUAACCCGAGGUACCACUGUAGUUACCUAGACCUCAAUGCUGGUUGCAAAGGGCCACUCAUAACAGUUCAAGCUUCAGGGCCCAAAAAAGUUUAUGCUCACCACUGUAAUAUGUGCAUAGAAGAUUACUUUAUAAAUGAACAGUUGACUGGUUUGAACUUACAUGAACCUUGCCUGUCAAAGAAAUCACAUUCCUUUUAUACUACAAGGCACUGAACUAUAGAAGGUCUAGGGACAAGAAUUAGAAGAGAGUAUUCCUUUCCUCUCUGCUCUGGUGCUUGUAGUAAAUGACCUUUGUAUUCAUAAGAACAGCAGCCUUCUUACAGGAUCACCUGGCAUGCAAACCUCCUUCCUUAUAAAUGUGUAGUGUUACUGCUUGUGAACACUCGCUCACCUUUCUUGUCCACUGCUGUCUCCAGAAUGCUACACUGGUUUGGCUGCUCACAUCUUCAGUUUUCACUCUCUUUUUAU
Molecule: messenger RNA, 4829 nt
Organism: Zootoca vivipara (common lizard)
Lineage: Eukaryota; Metazoa; Chordata; Lepidosauria; Squamata; Lacertidae
Source: RefSeq, a predicted model, not a curated record